AUGUUCAUCUAUAGCGGCAAGCUACAGUGGUUCAACUAUGGUUUAGGCGAGCUACUGGUUGUCGUUCUCCCCAACGGCCCGGUUCGUGUCGGAGAUACUGUCUAUCUCUCUUCUCAGUGGACCGUUGACGCCUCUGGCUUUAAGAAGCAGAAAUGGUUCGCCGCUCGGACGGUCGAAAAAGUGGUCAAGGCUGACAACGGCGACGACACCUUCACUGUAACUGGAGGAUACUACGUCUUUGUGAUCAGCAGCCAGCAGGGCUACAAGACUAUUAACAUCACCAUGUCCAACCCCGGCGGCUCCAAAGACCAUAUGACCCUCGAGCGUGUUUAUCAGUCCAAGGGCGAGGUCACUGCAGAGUCGGCCCGCAUCUGGACAGGGAAGCUCGACUGGCCUCAGAACGCUAGCAAUGAGCCUUUCACAGCUAUCGCCCCCGAGGGUUUUGGUGCUGGAAAACCGAUAUUGGCCUUCUGGCAGUGGACCGUCGAUGCCCAUCUGGAUCCCAAGGUUCAGUGUAUUGCCCAGGGCACUCAGACGGCUGAGACCCUCGCCGACGACAAAGUCAAGUUCACCUUUUCUGACCAUUACAACCUUGCUUGUACGUGGGAUGUCAAGACAGAGGAACUAGCCGUUCAUAUGCAAGACCCUGGCAAGCAUGAGCAGGAUAUUGGACCGUUCAAGUUGGCCGCUCUGAUCGAGUUCCAUUCUGAGGAUGUCACUCCGCCCGAUAUCCCUCUGGAGAAGGAGACAUUUGAUGUCCGAUAUCCUCAGGCAGAACCUUCCCUCCCACGGAUUCAGACGCCGCUGCCUUUUCCUCGAACUCUGCUCGAUACGCUGUCACAUACCGCAGCAUAUGUUGACCAGGCGGGCUACCUAGCUAAAUAUGCCGUCGGAAGAUAUCACGUUCUUGAUCAGUCUUACCACUCUUUACUCAAGCAGGUAGAUGAGCUGAACGAUCAGAUUCGCGAGCUACUAGGCAAAGUAGGCGAGCUCACCACUGUCAACGAGGCAGAGGAGCACGAGAUCGAGAGCCUUCAAAAGAAACUCUCAGACGCCCUGGACGCCGCGGCGAAGAGGGAGGCCGAGCUGACCCAGGAAAUCCAAGAUCUGCAGCAGGCCCUGGCGAAGGAGCAGGCCCAUGAUGCAGAAGACCACCAGGCCUUGGCUGAAGCUCAGAAGCAGCUCCGGGAGGCCAGGUCUUCCAUCGCUCUUCUCCAGAAGCGGGUCCUUGCCUUGCAGUGCGCCCUUGCCGAGAGCAACACGACCAUCGCUCGGCUGCAGAGCCAGGUGGCCAACCUCGGCAAGACUGUGAGCGAGCUGAGAGGCGAGUUAGAGGUGGAAAAGAAGCACAAUGCAGAUCUGUCGCGUGAGAAUGGCGAUCUGAAGAGCAGGGUGGCCUCGGCGGAGAAGGAGACCGCCGCGGUCAAGAAGACCCUGGAGCGCACCACCGAGGAUCUGAAGAAGGCGCAGGCCGAUAAUGAUGAAAAGGAUAAAAUCAUCAGUGGUCUUGAGGAGGGCAUCGUGGCGAUGAAAAAAGAUCGCGAUGCCAAGAAGGCCGCGUACGAUGAGCUAAAGAAGUCCACUGAUGCUACCAUCAAAGAGCUCCAGGACGAGAUAGCCAAGCUCUUGCGCAAUGGUGGUCAUUCUUGGCCCUCUGAUGGAUCAAUUCCUCCCCCUUUUGUGGACAUGCCUCCUCCUUUCAAUACUGGAUCCAGCCCUAUGGAUGAAAAGUGGUGGAAGCACACGGGUAUUGAUGACGACAUGGCCCGGAGGCUGGGUUUGGAGAUAUAA
Messenger RNA from Clonostachys solani, 1791 nucleotides. The record is from the annotation of a GenBank genome assembly. NCBI's taxonomy places the organism in Eukaryota, Fungi, Ascomycota, Sordariomycetes, Hypocreales, Bionectriaceae.